AUGGAUCUCAGCGAUGUUAUAAAGCAUGAUCUGGAUUUGUACGCCCUUUUGGAUCUUCACGUUUCAUGUAAAGAGGACCUUUUGAAGUAUACGUCAAACGAAAUCCGGAAGAACUAUCGACGCAAGGCAUUGAUUUAUCAUCCCGACAAAAAUCCGAAUGACGAGAAAGCAAUUCAUACCUUCCACCUACUUGGAGUGGCAGUUGGUAUUUUAACUGAUGCUCAGCGACGUACUGCCUAUAACUCGUGGUUCGCAGCGAAACACUGGACGCAUGUCGAGAGGAACAAAGAGAGAGAAGGGCAGAUCAAGGUCUUAAAGGAGCGAGAGCAGGAGUCUAAGGAGGCCGCAAACUCGUGGCCCUUGCACGAUAUUUUACAAUACGAGGAAUACGGUAUAAAUUUGAGAAUUUUGAAGCAACUUGAUAAACCCUACGGAGAUUGGCAGCAUCUUGAUCUCGAUGACGAUAAAAAGAAGAAGCACCGAUUUUACGAGUCUUCUACCCUCCGAGUUUUAUUAUCCAACCGAAAAUUGCUGCAAGAAAAGCCCGCUCUUGCUGAUUUUCUAGCUACCGCUUUCGGAGCUGAGCUUUUUGACUUGUACUAUUCUUCGCGAAAUGACUUUGGUAGGGAUUCAUCAAUCGUUGCAUACGUGGUUAUGAAAACUCCCGAAUCAGCUUACCAAAUUUGGGAACACUGGAAAAGUGGUGUACUGGCCAAGAGUUCCAAAACUUUGAUGGCAUCCUUGAUCGAAGAUGUAUCACCACGUGUCCCAAUUGAGACGUUCAGCUUUCCACAUCGACAAGAGCUUAAUGAUCAAAUUGCAGCUAAGAUUAUUGAGCUUGGGCCUCUCCCGCAUACGUGA
Lachancea mirantina is the source of this 861-nucleotide messenger RNA. NCBI's taxonomy places the organism in Eukaryota, Fungi, Ascomycota, Saccharomycetes, Saccharomycetales, Saccharomycetaceae. The record is from the annotation of a GenBank genome assembly.